AAGGCAUUAUACCAGAAAUCUCGAUCAAACGAGAACUGUUAUACGUGCUCAAGUCUCAUAUAUUGUAGAUAAAGCAGAACACAAGCCACACGAUGAUGAAACUGACAGUUAUUUUUUUGGCUACAAUUGUAUUAUUGUCGACAGUAGUAAAAGGAGAUGAUUUGGAUGCAGUACCGAAAGAAAAUGUAGGGUUGGAAAAUUGCAACUGCAUUGCAACUUUUGAAUAUUUGCCGCUUUGUGCGAGCAAUGGAGUCACAUAUUCGAAUCCCUCCAUGUUGCAAUGUGCAAAAAGAUGUUUACGAAUUAAUGAUUUAACUAAAGUACGCGAUGGACGCUGUUAAAUAUGGUCAUUAGGUGUUUGGGAAUGCAGCGGUACACAUAUGCGAGCAAAUUUGUAUACAACUAAUUAAAAAUGAAAUUUAAUAAAGGACACUACUUUUAGUUAA
This is a messenger RNA of Ceratosolen solmsi marchali, 446 nucleotides long. RefSeq names its product turripeptide OL11-like. The coding region runs from base 93 to 341 and encodes 82 amino acids. Lineage: Eukaryota; Metazoa; Arthropoda; Insecta; Hymenoptera; Agaonidae. The record is from RefSeq and is a predicted model, not a curated record. The transcript has 3 exons. Gene Ontology annotation, molecular function: protein binding.